AUGGGGCAGCUUGGGGCGCUCCUCCUGCUGCUGGGGGCCCUGGGGGCUCUCGCUGACAUCUGCAUCAUACCCGAGGUGGACAGCAGCCUGGUGCAGAGUCUCGGCCAGCGCCUCUUGCCCUGGCUGGACCAGCUCUCUCUGGAGGACCUGAACCCCAGUAUCUACGUGGGCCUGCGCCUCUCCGGCCUGGAGGCCGGCUCCAAGGAGCCCUUCUACCUACACAGCCUCAAGGUCGAUUACCAGCAGAGCCUCCUGAGGCGUGCCCCCAGCGAUGACGGCGGUGACCUCGAGCCCAAGCCCUCCAUGGGCCAGCUGGCCCUCUACAUGCUGGCGCUCAAGGCCAACUGCGAGUUCAUCGGCGGCCACAAGGGGGACAGGCUGGUGUCCCAGCUGAAGCGGUUCCUGGAGGACGAGAAGCGGUCCAUCGGGCAUGACCACAAGGGCUACCCCCCUGCCGGCUACUACCAGUACGGCCUGAGCAUCCUGGCCCUGUGCGUCCACCAGAAACGGGUCCAUGACAGCGUGGUCGGCAAGCUCCUCUACGCUGUGCAACACGACCACCACCUCCAGGGGGGCCCCCUCUCUGUGGACACCCUGGCCAUGGCGGGCUUGGCCUUCACCUGCCUGGAUCGCUCCAACCUCAACUCGGAUCUGCGACACCGGAUCACCCUGGCCACCAGGACGGCAAAGGAGAAGGUCCUGAGGGCCCAGACCCCCGAGGGCUACUUUGGCAAUGUCUACAGCACCCCUCUGGCGCUGCAGCUGCUGACAACCGCCCCGUUGCCCGGGACGGAGCUGGGCAUGGCCUGCCUCCACGCGAGGGCCGCUCUGUUGGCCAGCCUGCAAGACGGCGCCUUCCAGAAUGCCCUCGUGAUCUCCCAGCUGCUGCCCGUCCUGAACCACAAGAGCUAUGUGGACCUCGUCUCCCCGGACUGCCUGACACCCAGAGUCCUGCUGGAGCCGGCGACGGCCACCCCCCCGCCGCUGCAGCUCCCCGAGUUCAUCCAUGUGAUGCUGAAGGCCCCCAGCGUGUGGCCACCGUACAGACACGCCGUCUCCGUGCCUGCCGGGGCCUCCUUGGAGGAUGUGCUAUGGAAGGCCCAGGAGCUCGGAGGAUUCAUGUACGGGACCCGGGCCAGCCUGUCAGGCCCCUACCUGACGUCCGUGAUGGGGAAAGAAGCAGGAGAGCGGGAGUUCUGGCAGCUGGUCCGGGCCCCCGACACCCCGCUGCAGCAAGGAAUUGCUGACUACAUACCCCAGGAUGGAGAGACCAUCGAGCUGAGGCUGGUCCGCUGGUAG
Pipistrellus nathusii (Nathusius's pipistrelle) is the source of this 1299-nucleotide messenger RNA. NCBI's taxonomy places the organism in Eukaryota, Metazoa, Chordata, Mammalia, Chiroptera, Vespertilionidae. The record is from the annotation of a GenBank genome assembly.